AUGCUUGGCCUGGAGGAUGGCGCCUUAUUGCGGGCACUAAAGAGAGUUGUCCGCUUGGCCCCAGACACCACGUUUAGUGCCAUACAGCAAGAGGCCCUCAUUCUAGAGGAAGAAAACCUGGGCUCAAGGUCACCCCACGCUACCUGCGCUGCAGUAAGGGAACAUAACCCCUCUAGAUCUCACCCACAGGCUGAAUUGUGGAAGCAGGAGCUAAAGCGGGAGAUCGUAGACGAACUGAAGGACUUCACUCGUGAACUCCUCCGGGAGUUGAGACCAAACAGCCCUGUACACGUGCCCAUACAUCGCAAAGCCCCCCAGCGCUCAACCGAAAGAAGGUACAACCCUCAGUUUGCUGACCGACGGGAUGAAAGAGCUCAAAGGCGAGGAGUCAGGAUCCUUGCGCGGAGUGAGAUUGUCAUCUGGGGACGGACCAGAGCUGGACCAGCGGGGAAGGACUACUGUGGCCUAGUAGAGGCCCUUGAAGAGACUAGCGCUGUUUGUGUAGCCCGCACGCUAGUGUUCGUCAGAGACGGUAGGAUCCCUGUCCGCCUUAGAAAUUUGAAUAAUUUCCCCAUUUCACUUGGACGCUACCAGAAGAUUGGCCGCCUGUAUCAAGUGGACAGCUCAGAUGUCUAUGGUGCGUGCGAUGUAGACCUGAUCCUCAAUGGCGAUGGCGAAAUUGAGGUUGGGCUGGUAGAAGCAGGGGGACCUGGAACUGAGACGUUUGAUAUGGAAGCCCCCCUUGAUAGAACAGAUUUGACGCUAGAACAAUCUGACAGGCUGGCCAUGCUCUUACAGAAAUGGGGGACGGUGUUUUCGAAACAUGAGGAGGAUUUUGGUCGGACGGACGCCGUCAUGCACACCAUUCCCACGGGAGAUGCAUGCCCCACUAGGGAACGAUUUAGAUCCUUGCCCCCACUCAUGUACAAAGAGAUGAGAUGCUGUGGUAGGAUUGUGUCAGUCCCACUGAUGGACACCAACGAGAGUCUUCAACAGUCAACGAGUACCUACAUUCCCUGA
This is a messenger RNA of Knipowitschia caucasica, 1020 nucleotides long. The record is from the annotation of a GenBank genome assembly. Lineage: Eukaryota; Metazoa; Chordata; Actinopteri; Gobiiformes; Gobiidae.